UCUUCCUGUGCUGUGGCCGGGGGAGGGGAAGCUGUGUCCGGAUACGUGGUGGGACUUGAGGCGGUCCUAGGGACGCACGCACACAAGGGAUCCGGUAGACGUAUCCCAGCUGCCCCACCACCACCACGACCCUGUAGCAAACUUAAAAAUGGCACCCUCCACCUCUUCUCAACUCCUCUCAGUACUGUUAUUCGCCUUUUGCAUCACCGUGGUCCACUCCCAGUAUGAGAAAUACAGCUUCAGGAGCUUUCCGAGGCAUGAGCUCAUGCCUUUGGACUCGGCGUACAAAUACGCACUGGACCAGUACACCGGGGAGAAAUGGCAGGAGACCGUGGAGUACUUGGAGGUCUCUCUCCGGCUGUACCGGCUGCUGCGGGACAGCGAGGCCUUCUGCAACCUCAACUGCAGCUCCUUGCGGCUGGACGACGAGGAGAAGUUUGCGGAGUUUCCCGAGCUGCGGGUGUUUGGGAACGUCAUGAAGAGGGCGCAGUGCCUGAAGCGGUGCAAGCAGGGGCUGCCCGCUUUCAGACAGACCAUGCCCAGCCGGGACACCGUGGAGGAAUUUGAGAGGAGGGAGCCGUACAGAUACUUGCAGUACGCCUACUUCAAAUCUGACAACCUGGCCAAGGCAGUGUCUGCAGCCCACACCUUCCUGCUGAAGCACCCAAAUGACGAGAUGAUGCAGAAGAACAUGGCCUACUACAGGAGCCUGCCCGGGGCUGACGAACACCUCAAAGACCUGGAGACCAAAUCCUAUGAGACACUGUUUGUACGAGCGGUGAGGGCAUAUAAUGGGGGUAACUACCGUACCUCCGUGUCAGACAUGGAGCUGGCAUUGCGGGACUUCUUCAAGGUCUACGAUGAGUGUUUGGCCGCCUCCGAGGGUGCCAGGGAGGUCAAAGACUUCAAAGACUUCUACCCCUCCAUAGCUGAUCACUACACUGAGGUCUUAGAGAGGAAGGUGAGGUGUGAGAGCGAGCUCACACCUGUCGUAGGAGGCUUCGUCGUGGAGAAGUUUGUGGCCACAAUGUACCACUACCUGCAGUUUGCCUAUUACAAAUUGAACGACCUGAAGAACGCUGUGCCAUGUGUGGCCAGCUACAUGCUGUUUGACCCUAACGACGAAGUCAUGAAGAACAACGUGGCAUAUUACCAGUUCCACAAAGACAAAUGGGGGCUGACAGAGGAGGACUUCAAUCCCAGACCAGAGGCAGUACGGUACUACAACCAGACCACCAUGCAGCUACAAAUGCUGGAGUUCUCCAGACAGCACCUAGUGAGCGACGACGAGGGGGAGGUGGUGGAGUUUAUGGAUGAGUUCCUGGAUGAGGAUGAAUAGCGCACAUUGGGAACUCGGGCUAAACACUGAAGAACAAA
Myripristis murdjan (pinecone soldierfish) is the source of this 1377-nucleotide messenger RNA. RefSeq names its product cartilage associated protein (gene crtap). The record is from RefSeq and is a predicted model, not a curated record. Gene Ontology annotation, cellular component: endoplasmic reticulum. Gene Ontology annotation, molecular function: protein binding; collagen binding. The transcript is spliced from 7 exons. NCBI's taxonomy places the organism in Eukaryota, Metazoa, Chordata, Actinopteri, Holocentriformes, Holocentridae. Gene Ontology annotation, biological process: peptidyl-proline hydroxylation to 3-hydroxy-L-proline; collagen fibril organization. The coding region runs from base 149 to 1339 and encodes 396 amino acids.